Eimeria maxima is the source of this 4632-nucleotide messenger RNA. Its product is annotated as RRM domain-containing protein, putative. NCBI's taxonomy places the organism in Eukaryota, Apicomplexa, Conoidasida, Eucoccidiorida, Eimeriidae. Gene Ontology annotation, cellular component: CCR4-NOT complex. Gene Ontology annotation, biological process: protein ubiquitination. Gene Ontology annotation, molecular function: ubiquitin-protein transferase activity; RNA binding; metal ion binding. Bases 1 to 4632 code for a protein of 1543 amino acids. The transcript has 9 exons. The record is from RefSeq and is a predicted model, not a curated record.
AUGCCCUCGCAUCAGAGAGAGAACAGAUCUCGCGCUGCGGAUGCGCAACGACGCGACACUUCUGCUGCUGCUGCUUCCGCCUGUGCACCGUCUCAGGACUCAACUGCCUUCAGGGGAAGCGUGGGUCGCAGCCACAGUAUAGAGCCCUGGGACACUGCUGAAACAGGCCGCAGCAAGAGAGCUACUGCAACGGGACCUACUGCAGCGGCGUCAGCAGCAAGUGCAGGUGCUCCUGGAAGCAGCAACAGGCGUGAAUGCAGGAGGAAUCGUCAUGGAGGUGCAGGUGCCGCCACAACAGCCGAAGGAAGCAGCAGCAGUAGUAGUGGGACGGUGAACUAUUCCAGCGAGCAGCACAAGCGUGCUGCUGGGGCCGUGACCCACGGCAGCGGCAGCAGUAGCAGCAGUAGGCAGCAGCACGCGAGCAGCUCUGUGGGGCAGCGGCGCAGCAGCAACGUAAGCCAGGCGUCGAACUGCUCGGAGGAGGCGGAGGAGGAGGAGGCGACGUGCCCCUUGUGCCUAGAGACGCUGGAUGAGACAGACAGGGGCCUAUUCCCCUGCGAGUGCGGGUACCAGGUGUGUCUGUGGUGUCUGCACCACAUACGGGACCACCUGGCGAACAAGUGCCCGGCUUGUCGCCGCGAUUAUGACGAGAAGAAGUUCAAGUAUGACCAGACGAAGGUCUUGGAGCUCACGAAACAAAUAGGACGGAAAUCAAGAGACAAGGUCUGCGGGGCCUCGGAUCCAACAAGGAGCGGGAGCAGCGGUGGCAGUGGCAGCAGCAGCAGCCGCUCCGCGGGUGCGCCUGGGACGGCGCGUGGAGGCGUUGCGAGCAGCAGCUCUUCUUCCUACGGCGGCAGUAGCAGAAACGCUGCAGCGCAACAGCAAGCAUCAGGGGCUCACCGUCGCGGUUCCAGGGAAGCUGCAGCUCCAGCCCCCGCACAGGCGGCGGCGCUGAAGGAUGUCCGCGUUAUUCAGCGCUGCUUGGUUUAUGUUAUUGGCAUUCCCCCCUCAAUUGCAAAGAAGGAGGUCCGUUUUCACGGAUUCGGGGUUGGGAUUUUGCGCCGUCAUGAGUUUUUCGGGCAGUACGGGAAGGUUCUCCAAAUUGUUGUUAACAAAAACCAGGGGCACUGGGGGGGGCCUUCGUUUGCAGUGUACGUCACAUAUUCUUCUAGUAAAGAAGCGAUAGCGGCGAUCCAAGGGGUGGACGGCGCGGUAUACGAGGGCCGGACCCUGAAGGCUUCAUUUGGAACUACAAAGUACUGCUCGCACUUCCUCAAGGGUGUGAAAUGUCAAAAUCCGGACUGUUCCUACCUGCACCAGCUGGGCUCUGGGAAGGACAGUUUCACGAAGGAGGCGAUGAUUAGCGCGAAGCAUCAGUUCCUGGAUCUGACGAUCCCCAGCAACUCCGAACGGAAACAGACGGGGAGUCUUUUCGGGAAGGUGCAGGACGCAGGAACCCGAGCCAGCAGCAGCAGCAGCAGCAGUGGCUGCAGCGUUGGGCAGAAGGAAGACAAGGAGGGACAGGGAGACCCGGCAAUGUAUGUUUUUGGAGCCCACAAUUUUCUUCUCCCUGCAUUUUUGCUGCAAACCCGGCUGGAAGUGACAUUCCGAUGCAGCCCUCCUUCUGCAUGCAAUGCAUCAGCGUGGAACGGAGCAGUAAAAGGGGGAGGCAGUGAGAGUGAAGACUCGGAUGAAUUCUCAUCGGCAACCUCCCCGUCGGGAACCGCAGCCAAAGACAGUGCCACAGCUGCAGCAGCGGCACCGGCUCCUGCAGCUGUUGCAUCUCCACUCGCAGCAGGACCCGCAGCUGCUGCGGAGGUUGAGGAAGCCCACACCGCAUCCGCAACGAAAUCCAGAACAAAGCCCCAACCUACAAGCUGCAGUACGUGGGCCUCAGUAGCAGCAGGAAGCAUCAAGCCUAGUGCUGCCACUGCAGCGGCAAGCGCAGCAGCUGCAGCACCUCGUGAGGCAAGUCCCUCUGACAAUGGUGCCAGCGGAAGUCAACAGCUAGAGCAGCAAGAGCAGCAAGAGCAGCAAGAGCAGCAACCGAAGCAGCAAUAUCUAACUUCCUCGUCUGCUCCCAGUGAGCUCCCGCAGCAACAGCUGCAGGAGGAGGAGCAGGAGGAGCAGCAAAUGCAACAGAAAGCGGAGGAGCAGGAGUCUCAUGAUGAACAGAGCAACCCAGACGGGAACAGGAGGCGUUUGUCUAGCGAGGGUUCUGCGCUCAACGAGGAAGGGAAUGGGGGCGAUGUUUCGUCUGCUACUGACUGCUCCGCGGCAGAAGGUUCUGGAAAUGAGGCAACCCAUACAGAGGCUGGCACCGCUGUUCGUCGAAAGUCUGCUGUUCCUGAAGACUCUGGGGCAAACGCAGUAGAGGAAACACAACAUCCAGGAUUCUCUACAAGGUCCACAGAUGAUAGGAACUCCGGCCAGCCACAGCAGCAGCAACAGCCGCACCAUAAGCAGCACGAGCAAACAGAAUUAACUCAACAGCCCGCAGGCUGGCCACCGGUGCAUGCAGGCUUGCAGACAAUGGCUGCCGGUCUUCAACGGGCCCCCCUUGAUCCGCAUGGGGCCAGUUGGGUUCCCGCUUCUGCUCCUGCUGGUGCUGGUGUCAACGAAUGUCCACAGCAGCUACACACGUUGCUUCCACCGCAGCUGCAACAGCGCCUAGUGCAGCAGAUGGAGCAGCAGCAGCGACGGCUUGGUGGCCUCCAGCUUGACAACAGCACGGCGCAGUUGCUUGGUGUUGAGUCCUCUUCUUUCUCAUCAGAACAGCUCUUGCAGCAACAACACCAGCAACAGCAGCAGCAGCAGCUCCUGAUGCGUCUGUAUGCGCCAACCUGCAUGGCCCCGGCAGUUGACAAUGGGGUCCCAGGUGGCGGUAGGUUUGGCCCGCCCCCAGGCCUCGAGCCAGUGGGUGGAUCCAAAAGGUUUGGGGGGAGCAGCGGCAGCAGCAGAUUCAGCAUGGGCAGCGGCGCAUUUGACACCUCAGGCUGUCUCCUCGAACAGCUGGGAGCUGCCGUUGGCUCUGCUGGUAUGCCGUUUGCUGGGGUUCCACUAGCCGCAUCCAGCAGCAGCAACACCAGCAGCAAUAACAACAGUAAUUCGUGCUUUGCGUUUGCAGCUAGAGGGGAUGAUGAUGAGGAGGCAGUGUUUGAGAUUCCAGGGAUCGAGGACUGCGUGCAGUGGCUAGCGACCCCCAGCACAGUCGCUGCAGCUGCAGCCGAAAGCCAAGCAACGCCAGAUCAUCUUCACCAGCAGCAGGAGCGGCAACAACAAGGGACUCUUCUCCCGAACACAGAACGGCCUUCUCUGGUACAUACAGGUAGUGGGCGGGAGCAAGUUCCUGUACCGCUGGACGGAAGUUGGACACAGCAACAGCAGCAGCAUAAGGACUUCGUGUUUGGGCCUGGUGUGGGGUUAGGUUCAGUACCUACCAUUCAGCAGCAGCAGCACCCGCAGCAGCAAGGGCAGCAGCAGCGCCACCCCGCAGACUGGUGGCGAAGCCUCCAGCCCUCUCCACCGAUGAUGCAACAGAAGGCAGAUCUCAGCAGCAGUGGCAGUGCUGCCGCUUCUGCUGCUGCUGUCUUAAAUCGUCUGGAACACCAGAGUGCUCGUAGGGGUGGCGGGUGGAACAUCCGCGAGGCUUUUAUUGGACACGAGCAACAGCGACAGCAGCAGCAGCAGCAGCAUAUGCUGCAGCACGAACAUCUGCAGCAACUUCUUCGUCAGCAGCAGCAGGGGGUUCUCCCGCAACAUCAGGCGCAGGCGCGAGUGCGCACCGCAGCUGCUCCAGCGGAACCACAGCUCCAUCAGCAGUCUCAGCUGGUGCUACAGCAGCAAGAACAGGAACGCCAGCUUGCUCUUCUACACCAGCUAGUGCCGACACAUACCGUUGGUCGUGGAGGCGCGGAUGACCCUGAAGGGGCAGUGAAGCUUUUACUGUCUCUCAUGCCCAAUGCCCUAAAUCAGACCCAGCGAAUGGCUCCGCCUUCACAGCAGCAGCAACUUAGGUACAGUGACAACAACGCCCCAGGUUUCCCCAUCAGUGCAUCUGGGAGCCGGCAUCCAGACGCACUGGCUCGCAUAUUAGCGGCAAGGGGAGGGGCUGCCUCUGUGCUGCCUCGAGCUCAAGUAGGGGCAACCGUGGGGCCCCUAGGUAGGGCUGUGGUAGAAGCCCAGGAGAGUGCUUGGGGGGAACCUGUUUCUGCCUCAGCAGUAGCUGCAGCAGCAGCAAGUGCUGCCGUCCCAGACAGUGCCCACGGCCGAGCAGUCCCCCGCAAGCGGUCUGUUUCCUCGGCCGACGUCGAAGAGCGAGGCAGCGGGCCAGCGUGUGGGUUCUACUCCCAGCUGGGAUCGCACAUGCCUGAGUUGCAGCAGUUUCCCGCAGAUGCCCGCGGGGGGCUCCCGGUCCCACCGGGGCCGCCUGGGCCCCCUGGGCCUCCCGGGGCUCAAGGGUCACCUGGGGGCGCGACUGACGCUGAUACAGUGCCACUGGUAGGCAUUCCGCCGACCAUUCCACCUGGAAACGAUUUGCUGCCGUUCUUACACGGACGGAGGAUGCAGCAAAUCCCGCAGCAGCAGCUGCAGCAACUUCAGCGAGCCCUCGAAUCCCAGCGAUUGGAGUGA